Molecule: messenger RNA, 837 nt
Organism: Lepus europaeus (European hare)
Lineage: Eukaryota; Metazoa; Chordata; Mammalia; Lagomorpha; Leporidae
Gene: TMEM72
Product: transmembrane protein 72
Exons: 5
Coding region: 1-837 (278 amino acids)
Source: RefSeq, a predicted model, not a curated record
AUGAAGCUCCAAGUGUUCUGGACUGGGCUGGAAUACACCUGCCGGCUCCUGGGCAUCACCACGGCUGCAGUGUUGAUCGGCGUGGGCACCGAGACCUUACUCCGUGGGCAGUACAAAAGCCUGGCUUUCUACCUGCUGUUUAUAGGAGCUGCCAUGUCCCUGUGUGAAGGCGCCUACUUCGCGGCUCAGCUGCUGGCCGUGUGCUUCCGGUGCCAGCCAGGGUCUCUGGCCCACAGAGCAAAGGAGAAAGCCCACUGGCUGGGCUGCUUUCAGAAGUUCCUGGCCUACAUGCUGCUGUCAGUGGCCUGCUUCCUCCACCCUGUCCUGGUCUGGCACGUGACCAUCCCAGGCACCAUGCUCAUCAUCACAGCCGUGGCCUACUUCCUGCUGAGCAAGCGGAAGAAGAAGAAAGGCACCCCCGAGGCGCCACCCCCGCCCCCGCCCGAGCAGUACACGGACCCCUCCAGCAGCGCCGUGAGCACCACGGGCUCCGGGGACACGGAGCAGACAUACACCUUCCACGAGGCCCUCAGGGAGGGGCCAGGGUCCCUCUUCACUCACAUGAAGAGCAUCUUGAAGGGGACCAAGAAACCCAGCGCCCUGCAGCGCCCCAACACUCUCACAGAGCUCACGCUGCAGCCGGCCGACUCCCCAGCCAAGAAGAAACAGGUGCACUUCGAAGACAACGUGGUCCGGAUCAUCCCGACCCUCGCUGAGGGGCUGGAGGAAGGUGACAGCGAGUCAGAGGAGACCACCUCUGAUACGACGCCCAUCAUCCCCACCCCACAGCCCCUGCCCCUGCUGUCUUCACUGUCGGCCACCACUGGCCUGUUCUGA